AACACUAUGAUGAGAAGAGGGUGGGAAAACUCUGGGGGUUCAAGUUUUUAAAGAGGAAAAAAUGCAGACACACAGAGGAAGCGAGGCCAGCCGACCGCCAUGGCCAAAGGGGGGGGCUGGCCGGUCAGCAGUGAGGCCUGGGGUGGAGGUUUUGUAGAGAGAGAGAGAGGUUUUUUUAGAGAGAGAGAGAAGGAAUAAGAUCCUUAACUGUACUUUUUCCACAAUUCUGUAUCAUUGCUUUGAUUACAAAGGUGUAACCUGAUGGAUUUUGGCUAGUGACAACCGAAUAGUAUUGUUAAAACUUGUCCAUGAUUGAGAUGUUACUUCAAUCUACUUGAGCUAUAGUUGACCAAACUGGACUUGGUGUUCCUGUAUUAUAAUUGUAAUGAUUUUUGAUGCUUGUGUUUAUAAACCAGGUUUAUUGAAAAAUUUGGCACCCAUAUUAUUGUUGGUGUGAAAAUGGGAGGGAAGGAUGUAAUAUAUGUGAAGCAACAGCAUUCUUCGGCUCUUCAACCUGCUGAUGUGCAGAAAAGGUUAAAGGCAAUGGCAGAUAAGAGAUUUUUGGAUUCAAAUGGACAAUAUGGAAUGGAUUCUGAACAGGCUUAUCAGAAUGACAAGUAUGAAAUCAGAGAGCAGCGCCUGAGGUUUGCGGAUACUAGUCCAUCGAGUUCUUACUCGCAAAAGGAGGAUAUUGUGAGCAUUUGCAAGAGGAGAGGUGGAAGUGAUAAUCGAAAUCUAACACACAAUGAGUGGUUACAUACUGUACACUACGAACCUGACAUGAUCUCAAUGUCUUUUAUCCCGAUUACCUCAUUGUUGAAUGGUGUCUCUGGGAGCGGGUUUUUGAGCCAUGCCAUAAAUCUCUAUUUACGCUAUAAACCACCAAUUGAAGAACUCCAUCAGUUUUUGGAAUUCCAGUUGCCGAGGCAAUGGGCACCAGUGUUCAGUGAACUUCCACUUGGUCCGCAAAGGAGGCAACGAAGUACAGCAUCUUUACAGUUUAGCUUCAUGGGUCCCAAGCUUUAUGUGAACACCACGCCGGUGGAUGUGGGUAAGAGGCCUGUGACUGGCCUCCGGCUGUAUCUAGAAGGCAAAAGAAGCAAUCGCUUAGCCAUCCAUUUGCAGCACCUCUCGACCCUACCAAAAAUAUUCAAACUUGCAGAUGAUCCAAAUGGCAACUUCCGCCAGGAGUCCUACGAUCGUAAAUACUAUGAGAAAGUUCAAUGGAAGAACUUUUCCCACGUCUGCACUGCACCAGUUGAGUCUGAUGAGGAUCUUUCCAUAGUAACCGGAGCUCAAUUACAGGUUGGGGAUUACGGCCUCAAAAAAAUCCUUUUCUUGCGACUCCGCUUCUCAACCGUCUCGGGAGCCAUGGUGGUAAAGCAUCCAGAAUGGGACGGUUCACCGGGCUUGGCCCGGAAGUCUGGACUCAUAUCAACGCUAAUCAGUCAUCGUUUCACCACAACAUUUACGAAGCCGCCUCCACAGCCUGCUGACGUGAAUAUAAACUCUGCUGUUUACCCUGGUGGCCCUCCAGUUCCUACCCAAGCACCAAAACUCUUGAAGUUUGUUGACACAACGGAAAUGGUGAGGGGCCCGCAAGAAACUCCCGGCUAUUGGGUUGUUUCCGGGGCUAGGCUUGUCGUUGAGAAGGGAAGGAUCUCACUCCGGGUUAAAUACUCUUUGUUGACUGCAAUAUUACCCGAUGAAGAAGCACCAGAGGAGCACUAACAAAGGAAUUUUCAUGCCUGCCAUGAACCCGAAAGAUUGAAGAGAGGGAGUUGAGUUGGGGAGAGGGAGCUAAAUCAAAUCAAAGAAGGCUUGUUUUGAAGCCCAAAUCGCCUGUUGUGGUAAAUAUAGGACUGUACCGAUGGUGAUUGCGUAAAAGGUGGAUGGUGGGUCGUAUUAUAAUUUGAUUUCUUGCUCCCCUUGUGUCUCUGGUGAUGUAGUUUUGUUUUUUUGUUGGAUUUUCUUCACAUGUUUAGUCUUUUAGGUAGGGUAUUUAACACCCUCUUGGUCUUUGUAUUUUCUCCUCUUUUUUUUU
This is a messenger RNA of Camellia sinensis, 2044 nucleotides long. Lineage: Eukaryota; Viridiplantae; Streptophyta; Magnoliopsida; Ericales; Theaceae. The record is from RefSeq and is a predicted model, not a curated record.